Chlorocebus sabaeus (green monkey) is the source of this 1855-nucleotide messenger RNA. The record is from RefSeq and is a predicted model, not a curated record. Lineage: Eukaryota; Metazoa; Chordata; Mammalia; Primates; Cercopithecidae.
UCUUCCCGCCCGGAAGGGGCGUGGCUCUUCACAGGCGGCAAAUUGCAAGGAGACGCUGCCGCCUUCAUGCUGCCCGCGGACUGUUCGCGCCGGCUGGUGGCCGAGCUGCAGGGCUCCCUGGACGCCUGCGCACAGCGACAGCUGCAACUGGAGCAGAGCCUGCGCGUCUGUCGUGGGCUGCUGCAGGCCUGGGAACCAACCGGGACCUGGGCUUGGGAGCCACCUCCAGAGCCAGAAACUAAUGAAGAGGACCCCCUUCCAGCAUGCACACCCAGUCCACAAGACCUCAAAGAGUUGGAGUUUCUGACCCAGGCGCUGGAGAAGGCUGUUCGGGUUCGAAGAGGCAUCACUAAGGCUGGAGAAAGAAACAAGGCCCCCAGCCUGAAAUCUAGGUCCAUUGUCACCUCUCCUGGCACGACAGCCUCCACCCCACCCCAGUCUCCCGGCCAAGUUGGUGGCCAUGCUUCAGACACGAGACCCACCAAGGGCCUCCGCCAGACCACAGUGCCUGCCAAGGGCCGCCCUGAGCAUGCAUCGCUGAACCCACAGGGACUCCCUGAGGCCUCCAUGAACCCACAGUGCUGCCAAGAGGCCACCUGAGCGCGGCUGCCGUCCCAGUGCAGGAUAGGACCCAUGCUGGGAUAGGGUGAGCCCAGAUCUGGAGCGGGCCUCAGGAACCAGCAUAUGGCCUCAUUGGCUGCUCCUCAGGCCCCAGAAGCCUUCACACUCAAGGAGAAGACCUCAACAGGCACCUGCGGCUGCCUGCGAACAGGAAAGGCGGCUUCAGACUCGCCAAGGCCCAGCUCACCAGCUGGAAUAACCGUGUCCCUCUAUGGUUCCUGGGGCGCCCCAUGUGUGCACCCCAGCCUGUGGGUCCAGCUGAGUUCCAUGCAGACCAGUGAUUCCAUGGAUGCCGCUGCCGCCAAAACCCAGUUUCUCCAGAACGUACAGACAACUUCAGGCAGGUCCCAGCCCAGGCUCAGUGCUGCGGAAGUGGAGGCGGAGGCGAGGCGCCUGCAGAAGGCCUGUUCGCUGCUGAGACUGCGUGUGAGGGAGGAACUCUCGGCAGCCCCCAUGGACUGGAUGCAGGAGUACCGCUGCCUGCUCACGCUGGAGGGCCUGCAGGCCAUGGUGGGCCAGUGUCUGCAGAGGCUGCAGGAACUGCGUGCAGCGGUGGCGGAACAGCCACCAUUACCGUGUCCUGUGGGGAGGCCCCCCAGAGCCUUGCCGUCCUGUAGGGGCGGAGCGGAGCCUACGUGGAGCCCCCAGCUGCUUGUCUACUCCAGUACCCAGGAGCUGCAGACCCUGGCGGCCCUCAAGCUGCGAGUGGCCAUGCUGGACCAGCAGAUCCACUUGGAAAAGGUCCUGAUGGCUGAACUCCUCCCCCUGGUAAGUGCUGCACAGCCGGAGGGCCCAUCCUGGCUGACCCUGUGCCGGGCUGCGCACAGCCUGCUCUGCGAGGGAGGCGCACGUGUCCUCACCAUCCUGCGAGAUGAACCUGUGGACUGAGCCUUUCCCAUGCUGCAUCCACCAGGCCUCAGGACCACCUGGGCACUGGCCUGCCAGGGAGCAUCCCCUCAGCCCUGUUCAGAUGGGGUUUGGGGGUGUCUUCUCUGGCACUGUGCUUGGGGACCCAGAGAUGCCUGUGCUUCCCUGGGAGACCUGGUGAACUGGACCAGGUGGCCUCAGUGGCUCUUCUCAGGACAACUAAGCCUGCUGGUCAGGGCUGACUUUCAGCCUUCCCAAGGCUCCUGGACUCCAGAGGCCAGCAGGGAGCCUUUCCUGGCUCCCUCUGUUUUCUCUCAGUGUAAACCAAAGAGCUGCUUGUGUGGUAUUAAAGCCACUUUAGAAAGCA